Entamoeba nuttalli P19 is the source of this 300-nucleotide messenger RNA. RefSeq lists its product as hypothetical. NCBI's taxonomy places the organism in Eukaryota, Evosea, Mastigamoebida, Endamoebidae. The record is from RefSeq and is a predicted model, not a curated record. The transcript has a single exon. The coding region runs from base 1 to 300 and encodes 99 amino acids.
AUGAUGAAUGAAAUUCCUGUUGCACAACCGAUCCCACAACAACUUUUACACAUAGAAAAUAUGAGUGCUAGUUCUUCUGUAUUAACUCCUUCUUCUUUUUCAUUAAAAAUUGAUCAAUUUGUUCCUAAUCAACAAAAGUCUUUUUUACAAGGAGCAUGUCCGCCUCCAAGUGGUGUUCCAAUACCUUUUGAUUCUGUUGAUUUUGAACACUUUCAUGCAGAUUUUUCAUCGCCAAAUUGUCCUGAUGAAAACCAGUUAAGUGAAGGAAGUGAAGAAGAUACUUUUGAUUAUAAAUUAUAA